This is a messenger RNA of Oncorhynchus tshawytscha (Chinook salmon), 900 nucleotides long. Its product is annotated as COP9 signalosome complex subunit 9. The record is from RefSeq and is a predicted model, not a curated record. The transcript has 3 exons. Lineage: Eukaryota; Metazoa; Chordata; Actinopteri; Salmoniformes; Salmonidae. The coding region runs from base 233 to 430 and encodes 65 amino acids. Gene Ontology annotation, biological process: negative regulation of protein neddylation.
UGUUUUAAUCCAUCAUAUGGUCUCAUUUAACAUAGUCUUAAACUAAACACAAUGUUGGUGUAAAUGUGCCUUAGGAGACACUUGUAUAUCCUGCACGUUUAUUCUGUAGCAUGCGCGUUCCUUGUCUCCCCAUCGGAUAUAUUUUUAUGUGACACUGCAUCAAAACCUGCGACGGCAGCUAGCUAGCGGCUAGUUUGCUACACAUUCAAGCGUUCAAUUAUUUAAUUCACGUAUGACAAUUAAAGACCGAAACUCAAAAAAACUCAACCGUGAUGAGAUGUUCCGCGAAGGAGCUGGGCCAUACGUGGAUCUUGACGAGGCCGGGGGCAGUUCAGGACUGCUCAUGGACCUGGCCACCAAUGAGAAGGCAGUUCAUGCAGACUUUUUCAAUGAUUUUGAAGACCAUUUUGAUGAUGAUGAUGUCCAGUGAGGAAGAUUAUGGGUUUACUUUUUGUGGGGGGGGGUUUACAUUUUACAAGGUGAUUGAAUGAUAGAGUGGAUGAUUUUUUGGGACUACAUGGAAAACUGGCUAUUUAAACUCUAAUGACAUACAAUUUACAUUCAGCCAAAUAGCCAGUUCUAGGUUUUAACAAAAUCGCCACUGCUGCCACCAGAUGUUGCACGAUUCCCCCAAAAUAUGUGGAAUGUUCCAAUUUAUGAGUUGACAACGUAGCUUCAACAGACUUCCAAGCUGGAUUGUAGGUUUGUCUCUCGCUCUCUCUCUCUCCCCUCUUCUCUCUGAGAACACCUGCUCCUCAGGCAUGUGGAGCAUAAUUAUAUACAGGAUGAUCUCAGAGCCUCCGAUGCAGUCAGAUUGCAGAUGGUAGAUGAUGAAUGGGGCACCGCAAAGAAUCGCUUAAAUUAUUUGUAAUGACGAAUAAAAGCCUGACAAUAAUGGUA